Lolium perenne is the source of this 786-nucleotide messenger RNA. The record is from RefSeq and is a predicted model, not a curated record. NCBI's taxonomy places the organism in Eukaryota, Viridiplantae, Streptophyta, Magnoliopsida, Poales, Poaceae.
AUGAACCUCCCACCGGCCAGGCCUUGUUCAGCCCAGCCGGCACCCCUUUCCCGGCCCAAUCUAGCCGCUAGGGCAAACCCUAGCCAGCCACCGAACUCCCCCUGGCCUUUUUGCAAGAAGCCCCCCGCGCCGCCGGCAAUUUUCGCGAUCGGGUCCUCCCACCCCAGCCGUUGCCUCUCAGCUCUCUUCCUCCCCGAGCGCGACCCGCGCCCCGCUCGCCCCGAGCCGCUCCCGUCCUCUCUCCCUUCACCACCGAACGCAACCGUCGCCACCUCCUCUCUCCUGAGCGCCGCCGCGCGCCUCCUCCCUGCUCUGAGCCGCCGCCUGGCUCUCUCCCGCCCCAGCCCUACCUCCGGCCGCACGUCCUCCUCUCUGGCUCACCUCCUCGCGCCGCCAGGAGCCCCCACGGGUGCGGACCUCCACAUCUCUGCGCCGUCCCCCGCCGUUUUCCGCCACCACAAGGACGUCCCUGACCCCGUCGGCCUCCUGCAGGUCACCGUGACCCCGUCCUCGCCUUUCGUCGCCCCUGCGCGUCCCCUUUGCGAGGCCACCGUGACCACCUCCUACACAGCGUUGCACGGCCUCUCCUCCACCUCGAUCCCAUGCUGCUCCACGGCCGUUCUCCAUGUUCUGGCUGCUCCGGGGAAGAUGUUGUUGCUCCCUGAUGUUCGUUUCUUCCGCUCGGUUCUGAGACCAUCUGUUCCCAACCCCCGCGUGAUCAUUUUUGGUGUGCUGCUCAUGUUGAAGUUGGUGAUGUACUGGUGUAGUGCUGUGGUGGUGCUGUGA